This is a messenger RNA of Trichoderma atroviride IMI 206040, 1188 nucleotides long. RefSeq lists its product as uncharacterized. The record is from RefSeq and is a predicted model, not a curated record. Lineage: Eukaryota; Fungi; Ascomycota; Sordariomycetes; Hypocreales; Hypocreaceae. Gene Ontology annotation, molecular function: catalytic activity.
AUGGCGGCGAAGGCUUCGGCUCCCCCCUUGAAGGGCAUCAAAGUCUUGGAAUUUGCCGGUCUUGCCCCUGGCCCAUACGCAGGCCUCAUCCUCGCCGAUGCAGGCGCUUCAGUCCUCCGGGUCGACAGACCUCCUCCCAUUUCCCGCCCCCAAGGCGAAAUAUCAAUUCCCGAUGUGCUCGCCCGCAACAAGUCCUCCAUCGUCAUCGACUUAAAAGACCCUCGCGGCAUAGCGCUCAUCAGGCGUCUCGCAAAGCACGUCGACGUCCUCAUUGACCCAUUCCGGCCGGGUGUGCUAGAGAAACUGGGUCUCGGGCCAGAUGAGCUGCUUGCCAUCAACCCGCGCCUUGUCUACGGCCGCAUGACUGGGUUCCGCCGCGACGGCAAAUACGCCGACAUGGCCGGCCACGACAUCAACUAUCUGGCCGCAUCUGGCGUUCUCUCUCUGCUUGGAAGAUCAGGCGAGAAGCCCCUCGCCCCGUGGAACAUUCUCGCCGACUUUGCGGGCGGAGGCGCCACGCUUGCCCAAGGCGUGCUCCUAGCCAUCAUCUCGCGCUUCUCUACGGGCAAAGGCCAAGUCGUCGAGGCCAACAUGGUCGACGGCAGCUCCCAUCUCGCAUCCUUCCCCCGCAUGUACCUCAAGACCCCUCUAGGCGACCAACCGCGCGGAAAAAACACCCUCGACGGCGGCCGCCCUUUCUACGACACCUACGAGACUUCCGACGGCGAAUACAUGUCCGUCGGCGCCCUCGAGCCCCAGUUCUUCCAAGCCCUCAUCAAGGGCCUCGGCCUAGAAGGACAAGGCUGGGAAACCAAGCGCCACGACCCUUCUUCCUGGCCACAGCUUUACGACCUCUUCACCAAGACAUUCAAGAGCAAGACGCGCUCGCAGUGGGAGGCCGUUUUCGACGGCACGGAUGCGUGCUGCGUCCCCGUGCUGCAUUACAGCGAGCUUGAGACGCAGCCCGAUAGGGAGGGCGACCAGCGGCCGGCGGUGACGCUGAGAGAUACACCGCUGUACUCGCCGGCUGAUGCAGAGGGGAAGGGGUAUGUGGCAGAGCCUUUGGUCCUGGGCCGAGGAACAGAAGAAGUUUUGCGGGAGUGGGCUGGAUGGAAGAAUGGUGACGAAUACGAGUUUCAGAAGGGAGCUGCCGUGCUCAAAGAUAAGAGAGAGAAUUCCAAGCUAUGA